UUAUUUUUAGAUUAAAAGAAAACGCCAGCAAAACAAAAGGGCAAAAAACGAAGAGAGAGAGAGAGAGAUCUGCGAAAGAGAUCCAUCGCAGAGAUCCCCGGCCAUCCUCUAAAUUCAAUCACUUUUUCCGUAAUUCAUUUGUUUUUUUUGAUUCGUUUAUCCAAUUCGGCAUUCUUCUCCUUUGAUUCUUUGUGUUCAUUUGUUUUUGAGUUCCAAUUUGGGAUUUAAUUCGUAGCUCGGUGAUCGAGGGAUUAGGGCUUGGCUACGAGUGGUUGCAUGGCUUCCGUGCAGGUGCUUCCCAGUUCGCGGAAGCUAGGGCAUCUGGAAGCUGGGAAGAAACGGUUGGAGGAGUUUCGCAAGAAGAAGGCUGAGGGUAGAGCUAAGAAGGUUGCAUCUACUGGCCAAUUACAAUCAGCUGAUGUGGAACAGUUUGGGAAGCUCUCACAAAAGCAUGAACAUGCUACAGAUGAAACUAUUUCAGAAAGAGAUGAUUUUGGUGUUACCGAUUCUUCAGGAUUUCUCAAGGCACAGGAAGAUAUAGCGGUUAGUUCUACCCAUGGAGCUAAUACUGGAUCCUCAACUGGGGAACAUGCUAACCCUAGUGUCUGGGUUGACAGCAAUCAUUUUUCGCAUGAUAAUUUAAGACAAGAGUCCCAUAAAGACGAGUUAUCUACAUUGGACGAAAACUCAGGCUUCCCACAGCCAAAUUUGAGUCGAUAUGAAAAUUGGAGAGGUGUCAAUGGUGAACUUAGCAGCAAUGAAGAAUUAAAAUUUAGGUCAAGCGGUGGCACAGAAUCACUUUAUGCCAUUAAUCCAUUUCAUGCAAAACCAGAUGUUGAACGGAACAACCAUAUCCCAAGUUUUUCCCCAUUUGUUGAUGUUCAUUCAGAAGAAAAUAAAAUUAAUUCUAAGUUUAACAGCGAAUAUCCUGAUGCAUCUGGGUAUAAUCUUAAGAGCACUCUGUCUGGAAAAUCAGCAAGCUUUCUUGACCAGAAUAGGUUGGGGAUAACCACUACUUCGGUCAAUUCUUCUUCAACCUUUGAAGAGUCAUCUACUGGAUUGGGGCUUCAAAGUACUGGCAACUUGAACCAAGGCUAUUUCACGGAUAAUAGAAGAGGGAGAUCAAUUGCUGAUUCCAUUAAUCGCCACCUUAAUGUUGAUCAUGGUGCUUGGCGUGCUUCAGAACCUUCAUCUGCAGAUAUUGAUCUGUCCUCACGGAACUCCCAUGGACAACAUUUGUUUCCUUAUGUGAGUUCUGGAACUAUUGGUGGCCGAUCACGUCCAUCAUUUCUUGAUGCUCUUGGUGUGCCAAGAGCUUCUUCUACAGCUUUUGCUGCAUCGUCCACACCCGAGAAAUCUAAUCCACCAAUGCUAUUAGGAGGAUCAAAUUUCCUGGGCACAGAGGUUCAGUCAUCACCUUCUAAUCAGAUUUUAGCAGAAGAAGCUAAUGCUGUUGAUCAUUCUUUAAAUUUGGAAAGUCAAGGUAGUAGAGAAAAGGAGUUCCCCAUCAAUCCUUCCAAUUCUCUGAACAAUGGGCUGAUUGCUGCACUGGAAGGAAGGGAUCACGAUGCACAGGGGCAAGGCCAUCAGGAGUUCCUAUCUACCAAAAAGGACGAGGGUUUUGCAGCCCUGGAGCAGCACAUUGAAGAUUUGACACAAGAGAAGUUUUCAUUACAACGAGCUCUUGAAAAAUCCCAGGCAUUAGCAGAAUCCUUGGCUGCUGAGAAUUCUUCACUGACUGAUAGCUAUAACCAACAGGGAGAAGUUGUAAAUCAGUUAAAAUCUGACAUGGAUAGCUUGCAGGAGGAAAUCAAGGCUCAGCAGCUGGCCUUUGAGUCUGUUAAAAUGGAGUAUGUAAAUGCACAAAUGGAAUGCAAUGCCUCUGAUGAACGAGCAAAGAUACUUGCAUCAGAAGUCAUUGGUUUGGAAGAGAAGGCCUUGAGAUUAAGAUCAAAUGAGUUAAAGCUGGAAAAGCAAUCGGAGAGCCUGAAUUAUGAAAUUUCUUCAUACAAGCGUAAAGUGUCUAUUCUAGAGAAAGAGCGCCAAGAUUUUCAGUCCACUGUAGAUGCUUUGCAAGAAGAGAAGAAACUCUUGCAAUCUAAACUUCGGAAAGUGUCUGACUUAAAUAUCAUUGAUUCUAAGAAGGCUUCACCUCUUAAAAGAGAUGCAGCAACCGUCACUGAUGAGGAAUUUGGAUUCAGUGCCAUGAAUGUGAGAGGACCUUCUGUGCUUCUACCAAACGAUGCUUCUACUUCUUCAUUGACUGAUGAUAUAGGAGUUAAUGAUUCAGAUGCUUCUAAUAUUAUUCCACAUGAUCAACUUAGAAUGAUUGACAACAUAAAUUCUUUAAUAUCAGAGUUAGCACUGGAAAAAGAAGAACUAAUGCGAGCAUUGAAAACUGAGACGCAUAAUAACUCCAAGCUGAAGGAUUUGAACAAGGAUCUUUCCCAAAAGCUUGAGGUUCAGACACAGAGAUUAGAGCUCUUGACAGCUCAGAGAAUGGCCAAUGAGAAUGUCCAGGCAAAGCCUUCGGAUGUUCACAGUAUGAACGAUUCCAUAGGCUAUGCUGAUGAAGGAGAUGAGGUAGUCGAGCGGGUUUUGGGGUGGAUAAUGAAGCUCUUCCCUGGUGGCCCAGCAAAACGUCGCACCAGCAAGCUACUUUAAUGGUAAUUGGGAGAUCAAAA
Molecule: messenger RNA, 2684 nt
Organism: Dioscorea cayenensis subsp. rotundata (Guinea yam)
Lineage: Eukaryota; Viridiplantae; Streptophyta; Magnoliopsida; Dioscoreales; Dioscoreaceae
Product: protein BLISTER
Exons: 13
Coding region: 277-2664 (795 amino acids)
Biological process (GO): regulation of growth
Source: RefSeq, a predicted model, not a curated record